Molecule: messenger RNA, 1119 nt
Organism: Trypanosoma cruzi
Lineage: Eukaryota; Euglenozoa; Kinetoplastea; Trypanosomatida; Trypanosomatidae
Product: mucin-associated surface protein (MASP), putative
Exons: 1
Coding region: 1-1119 (372 amino acids)
Source: RefSeq, a predicted model, not a curated record
AUGGCGAUGAUGACUGGCCGUGUGCUGCUGGUGUGUGCCCUCUGCGUGCUGUGGUGGGGUACUCCUGGCGGUAGGUGUGACGAGGGUGGGACAGGUGGAACUCCGCCUGGUGCUUCUGCGAGUGAUGUUGUUGGUAACGGUUCACAGGAAUCACCACCAAUUGCACAGGGAGGAUCACACACCCCGGGUUUAGAAGCACCAGGUAUUAAAAACAAAAAUGAGGAUCCGGAUGACGAACAACUUUUGACAGAAGAUGAAGAAGAGGAAGAAGAAAGCUCUGAUGAAGAGGAUGAAGAUGAGGAUCGGGAUAGAAGACUACAAAUAUCAGGAAAAGAAGGAAUACCAACAACACCACCACCAGGAGGAGGAGGAGGAGGAAAAUCAGAAGCCGCUGGUGGAAAACUGGAAAAAGUAAACGAAGAUGGACCGAAACCUGAAAAACAACACCCAGUCGAAAGUGCAGCACAAAAAACUUCAGAAAAAGAAACAGUUGAUGCUGGUGAAGCGGGAGUAAACCAACAAAAUGAAGGCAGUAGACUAAAGCCGCAAGAAAACCCAAAUCCAGUCCAAGAAGAGGAUACAAGAAAUGGAGAAGGGCAUCAACAGACGCAGGAAAAAGAACAACAAACAAAUGUUGAAGAAAUAACACCACAUAAUCCUGCAGGAGACCAUUCUCCGGGAGAACACAACGGCAAUGAUGGUUCUAAAGAAAUGGAAGAAGGGGAAGAAGGAGGUGUUGAGGAUCAUGAAAGACAUCGGGCUCAGGAGAGAGAAGAGGCUGCACAUGUCUCAGGUGCCCCGAAAGUAAAUUCAGCUGAUAUUCAGCAGGAAGUCCAACGCACACAUGCAGGAGGAACUCUGACAGGAAUCAAACAAAAAACUGGAGAAGAAGAGGAUGAUGAAACAGAAGAGGAACGAGAACAACAAAAGGAACAAAAUCAAGAGAAUCCUCCAGGCAAAGAACAAGAAACCAAAACUGGUGCAAACGCCACUAAUCAAAUAAACACGACGCCUGGUGACAGUGACAGCAGCACCGCGGUCUCCCACACCACCUCCCCUCUUUUGCUUCUCCUUGUUGUUGUUGCGUGUGCGGCUGCGGCUGCGGUGGUGGCCGCGUGA